Molecule: messenger RNA, 3384 nt
Organism: Tarenaya hassleriana
Lineage: Eukaryota; Viridiplantae; Streptophyta; Magnoliopsida; Brassicales; Cleomaceae
Exons: 19
Coding region: 135-3194 (1019 amino acids)
Source: RefSeq, a predicted model, not a curated record
CUCUUCCUCAUUUCAGGUUUCCACAUUUACCUUGCGAUUAAUCUCCAGAAUCCCUUAGUUAAGCGGAUCCUGUAUUUGAUUCGCGAUGAGGGUGUGAAUUUGGAAUUGUUCAAGUUCUGCGACGGGGGAGAGAAAUGGGGGUCGUCUCCAGGACGGUGUUCCCUGUGUGCGAGAGCCUGUGUUGCUUUUGCCCUGCUUUACGCGCCAGAUCUCGACAUCCCGUUAAACGCUACAAGAAACUGCUCUCCGACAUCUUCCCAAGAUCCCCGGAUGAGCAGCCAAAUGAUCGGAAAAUCAGUAAACUGUGUGAAUACGCUGCGAAAAAUUCUCUUCGUAUACCUAAGAUUACAAGGUCUCUUGAGCAAAGGUGCUACAGAGAUUUGAGAAUGGAACAAUUCCACUCUGUGAAGAUUGUCAUGUGUAUCUACAAGAAGCUGCUGGUUUCUUGUAAGGAGCAAAUGUCGUUGUUUGCUAGUAGCUACCUUGGCCUCAUUCACAUUCUGCUAGACCAGACUAGGCACGAUGAAAUACGCAUCUUAGGUUGCGAAGCUUUAUACGAUUUUGUUAACAAUCAGACAGAUGGUACCCACAUGUUUAACUUAGAUGGGUUGAUCCCAAAUAUUUGUCCAUUAGCUCAUGAAAUGGGAGAAGAAGAAAGGCCAAGAAAUUUGCGCUCUGCUGGACUUCAAGCUCUUUCAUCAAUGGUUUGGUUCAUGGGAGAAUUUUCACAUAUAUCAGUUGAAUUCGACAAUGUCGUUUCAGUUGUAUUGGAAAAUUAUGGAGGCCUUAAUCAAGUUUCACUCGCUGUAGCCAAUCAAGACAGCGGGACUGCUUCUAUUGAUAAAGAAUUUUCUUCUACAGAAGCUGAAACAAGGAUAGCUACUUGGAGAAGCAUUGUGGAUGACCGAGGCAAGGCAGUUGUAUCAGUGGAAGAUGCUAAGGAUCCCAAGUUUUGGUCGAGAGUCUGUCUGCACAAUAUGGCAAAGUUGGCAAAAGAAGCAACAACUGUGCGGCGUGUCCUGGAAUCACUCUUCCGGUAUUUCGAUAACAAUGAAGUUUGGUCCACUGUGGAUGGUCUUGCUCUACUUGUUUUGCAGGACAUGCAGUUGCUGAUAGAACGAUCCGGGCAAAAUACACACUUUUUGUUGUCCAUGUUGAUCAAGCAUCUUGACCACAAGAAUGUUUUGAAGAAUCCUCGAAUGCAACUGGACAUAGUUUGUGUUGCUACUGCACUUGCUCGACAAACUAAAGUUCAGCCAUCCAUGGCAAUAGUAGGUGCACUGAGUGAUAUGAUCAGACAUCUGCGGAAGAGCAUCCACUGCUCACUUGAUGAUUCUAAUUUAGGGGAUGAGAUGAUCCAAUAUAAUCUAAAGUUCGAAGCUGCAGUUGAAGAGUGCCUCGUGCAGUUGUCACAGAAGGUAGGAGAUGCAGGUCCCAUCCUUGACAUAAUGGCUGUCAUGUUGGAAAGCAUGUCAAAUAUUACAGUAAUGGCGAGAACACUGAUUGCUGCAGUUUUUCGCGCAGCGCAAAUUAUAGCAGCUAUACCGAAUAUAUCCUAUCAAAACAAGGCUUUUCCAGAUGCACUUUUCCAUCAGUUGCUUCAAGCUAUGGUCUGUACUGACCACGAAUCAAGGAUGGGCGCCCACCGUAUAUUUUCAAUUGUUCUCGUCCCAUCCUCUGUUUGCCCAAAUUCAGUUCCUAAGUCCAGAAGGCCUGCUGAUAUACAGAGGACAUUGUCAAGAACGGUGUCCGUGUUUUCUUCUUCUGCUGCACUAUUUAGAAAACUGAAGGUGGAAUCAGAUAAAUCCACAGAGGAUACUGCAAAGGUUAACAGAGUUUCGACACUUAAUAGAUCAAAGUCAAAAUUCACCAGAGGUUAUAGCAUAAAGGAACAUCAAGCAUCAGAAUAUUUUGAUGAUGACGAUGAGCCAAAGAACAAUAGUAAUUCAGUGUUGAGCAAGCUGAAGUCGAGUUAUAGCCGAACUCGUAGCUUGAAAAAAAACCCGUCAUCAGUAGUAGCAGAUCAAAAUGCUACUGGAAAUUCAUCUGAGAAACCAGUGAUACCUCUUAGAUUGAGCAGCCACCAGAUUACGCUCUUGCUUUCAUCAAUUUGGGUGCAGUCCAUGUCUCCUCAAAACAUGCCACAAAAUUAUGAAGCAAUUGCUAAUACAUACAGCCUAGUAUUGCUAUUUGGGCGAACCAAGAACUCCAGCAAUGAGGUUCUGGUCCGGAGCUUUCAGCUGGCGUUUUCUUUGCGAAAUAUUUCUCUUGGAGCUCUAGGAUCAUUGCAGCCGUCACGCCGCAGAUCUCUUUUUACUCUGGCUACGUCCAUGAUUAUUUUCUCUGCAAAAGCCUUUGACGUCCCUCCUCUUGUUAAUAGCGCAAAAGCUGCACUAAAUGAAAAAACGGUAGACCCAUUUCUUCAGUUGGUGGAGGAUUGCAAAUUAGAUGCUCUUUUUUAUGGGCUGGAAAAUCAACCUGAAAAAAAAUAUGGAUCGAAAGAAGACGAUGAUGAUGCCUUGAAUUCACUUGCAGCUAUUGAAGAGACUAUCCAGCAUCAACCUAGAGAAUAUUAUGCAACCAUGAUACAAAAUGCGUGGUCUAUAAAAGAGCAGCUGGUUGCUGAUUUUAUACCAGAUGACGGAUGUCCGGUGGGAGCGCAAUUAACAGAGACACUGGUGCAAGAAGUAUACCAGAGUGAAGAGAAAAGGGACAAAUCUCAAGCAACAUAUGCUGAGCCUCCUUUGCUUGUGCCUGGAAGUGAUGCAUUGUCCAGUCCACACCCGGAACUGGACGCACAGCCGAGCGUUAACAAGCUGUCUCUCUUGAGCAUUGACGAACUUCUCAAUGCAGUGUCGCAGACGACAGCACAGUUGGGGAGAUACUCAGUGACAGAGCCACCAGAGAUGACGUACAGCGAAAUGGCGGGGCACUGUGAGGCACUUAUGAUGGGGAAGCAGGAGAAGAUGUCAUUCAUGGGAAGCAAUAACAACAUGAUGGUCCACUCAAAUCACAAUUGUGCCAGGAGGGAGGAGGAGGAGCUGCGUGUUUCCAUGACGGGGAAUCCGUUCGUACAAGAGAAGAGGGAGAGGGAGAGGGUAAUUGCGGGGGAGUACCAACAUCAUCAUCAUCACUUCAACCCUCCUCCCUCCACCCCCUUUGACAACUUCCUUAAAGCCGCCGGUUCCUCCUGAUUCUUCUCUCUCCUUUUUGCCAUUGUAAUCACACGCGCGCACACAGAGAGUCACAUCGCUCCUCCCUUAAUUAUCAACUCAUGCAAUUCCAAAUUUAUAUACCUGUAUGUAUUUUGUUAGAUCCGUGUUCGGACAUUUCUUGUAACGCUUGACUUGUCUCUCCCUUUAAUUAAGAAUUUCUCCUUUGAUC